AUGGGCGCCGGCUUCAAAACCGAAGUGGAAGAUGUGGCAGGAACUGCAGUGGAAGCUGUGGAUGAUGGUGGAGGCAUGGCUGCAGCACUGGAGGAAGGCUCGGCUGACGUGGAUGGAACAUCAUAUGUCUCAACAACUACCAUGACAAAGGAUUGCUACCCUUUUGCCUCGAAGCUCAGUGUGCUCCGAUGGAUAGGAACCCCAGUGGCGACCCAUGGUGGUGGUGGUCUUGGUGCUGUUAGAAUCUUCACUAACCAAGGACGGAUUGCAUCUCCCAAGCACACUUUUCCAUGUAUUCUUUCGGCUCGACACCAUCAAAGCCCAAAGGCUGAGUUGCCCUCUGAUACGUCCCUAGACAGCGCAUAUGAGCUCGUCUCGAAGAGGUCUGCACCUCUUUCUCUCACAAGUGUUGUCUUUUUUCCGAUUUCCUUUUGUUGGGAAAGAGUGAGAGUUGAUUUUGAAGCAUCACUGAUCUUUGAUUUGCUAACCUUACUUCCAUCAGGUGUUGGAGCAACCAUAGGUGCUGGAGUCUAUAUUCUUGUUGGAACAGUUGCCAGAGAGCACACUGGACCUUCUCUCACCAUUUCCUUCUUUAUUGGUGGAAUAGCGGCUGCUCUCUCUGCAUUUUGUUAUGCGGAGCUUGCUUGUCGUUGUCCAUCUGCUGGAAGUGCAUAUCAUUACUCAUAUGUCUGCAUUGGAGAAGGGGUUGCAUGGCUGAUUGGUUGGGCUUUGAUACUCGAAUACACUCUUGGUGGCGCAGCUGUUGCUCGUGGCAUAGCGCCCAAUCUGGCUUCACUCUUUGGUGGUAUGGAUAAACUGCCGUCAAUUUUGGCUCGUCAAACCAUUUUUGGAAUUGUAGUAGAUCCUGGUGCUGCAAUCUUAGUUUUCAUUAUCACUGCCCUACUGUGCACUGGGAUCAAGGAGAGUUCCCUUGCGCAAGCUAUAAUUACAACCAUCAAUAUUAGUGCUUUAGUGUUCAUUGUCUUAGCUGGUGCAUACCUGGGAUGUAAGACUGGCUGGCCAGGCUAUGAAGUUUCUAGCGGGUAUUUUGCUUUUGGAGCAAAUGGGUUGUUGGCUGGCUCGGCGACAGUCUUCUUUUCAUACAUUGGUUUUGAUAUAGUUGCUAGCACAGCUGAGGAGGUAAAGAACCCUCAACAUGACAUGCCUCUUGGUAUAGGGAUUGCGCUAUCCAUAUGUGGCAUAUUGUAUAUGCUGGUUUCAGCUGUUAUUGUUGGGUUAGUUCCAUACUACGCACUGGACCCCGAUACACCAAUUUCGUCUGCUUUUGCAGGCUAUGGCAUGGAAUGGGCUGUUUACAUUAUAACGAUUGGAACGGUGAAUGCUCUUUGUGCAAGCCUUAUUGGUUCAAUUAUUCCACAGCCUCGAAUACUGAUGGCGAUGGCUAGGGAUGGAUUACUGCCUUCCUUUUUUUCAGACAUUAGUAAGCACACUCAAGUUCCUGUCAAGGGAACCAUAGCAACUGGUAUCUUUAUUGCAAUCCUUGCCUUUUUUAUGGAUGUCUCUCAACUGGCGGGAAUGGUUAGUGUUGGCACAUUGCUCUCAUUCACCAUAGUUGCUCUUUCAAUCUUGAUACUUAGAUAUGUUCCACCAGAUGAACUGCCUUUCCUGCCAUCUGACCAGCAAUCAAAUGUUAAUGGUCAACAUCUAGAUGCUCAUGGAGCAGAUUUGGUUGAAAGGCCUCUUCUUGAGCAAAAUAUAGCUCAAGAUAAACUCAGGAGAAGGAAAAUCGCUGCUUGGAGUAUUACCAUGGUAUGUUUUGGAAUUCUUGUAGUGGUAGCUGCUGUUUCAACUAAAAGUCUAUCCAGCAUUCUGCGCCUUAUAUUGAGUGGAGUUGGUGGUAUGCUUGUAAUUUACUUUUUGGCUGUGCUAAGCUCUGUCGAUCAAGCUGACACAAACGAGGGUUUCACGAAAUCAGGAGGUUUCAUAUGCCCGUUUGUGCCUUUCCUACCAGUAGCCAGUGCUCUUAUAAAUACAUACUUGCUAGUUAAUAUCGGAGCUGAAACGUGGGUACGCGUUUUAAUAUGGCUGGCUGUGGGAGUUAUAAUAUACAUAUUUUAUGGCCGAACACACAGCUUACUGUUAGAUGAUGCUCGAAGGCCUAUUAAAUGUACUGAUGACGGCCAUCCAGGUUCAACAUUAUCUUAGGUUAAUCUCACGUAUGAAGUCUGUACAGUAAACUGAAAGAGCUAAUCAGAUACAAGGCAUAAACCUCGAACACAAAAGAGGAACAUGUAUUGGUGAACUAUCAAUAGAAGAUGGAACAAUUGCAGAAGACAGGAUGCUGAUAGCUAUAUAAUGUGAUGUUUUAUUCAUGCAAAUUACCUCUAGUUAACUGAGGCUUCUUAACAGGACUCGCAGAGGAUAAAAAAAUUGGGGUGAAGUGUACAGACAGCCAAUUUCGGGGUCCCUAUUUAAAUCAUGGCUUAAGUUCAUAAAUUUUAGUAAGUCUAGCCCCUUCAGAAAUAAUUUUAGACAUACACGAUUGAAGUUGCAAAGAUCCGCGAAGUUACAAAUUUUGUUUGAAGCUGGGAGUUAAUAUACAUGAUUUUAUUUCAAGCA
Molecule: messenger RNA, 2580 nt
Organism: Nicotiana attenuata
Lineage: Eukaryota; Viridiplantae; Streptophyta; Magnoliopsida; Solanales; Solanaceae
Product: cationic amino acid transporter 4, vacuolar-like
Exons: 17
Coding region: 1-2166 (721 amino acids)
Biological process (GO): transmembrane transport; amino acid transport
Cellular component (GO): membrane
Molecular function (GO): amino acid transmembrane transporter activity
Source: RefSeq, a predicted model, not a curated record